AUGCUUGACCCAAUUCGGCGGGAAAGUCUGUUGGUGGUGUCAGGACCAAGGCAGCAGUGUAAGAAAGUGAAUAAAUUAUUUGCACCCAUAAAUACAGCUGACAAUGGAAAUAAGGAUUAUGAUAACAGUACCAAUACUCAGUUACCACGUCUCCUCUACAGAUGGUCCAACGCAGACUCUCAGGGCAUAAAUACCCCGAAACAUUUCAUCGCUGGCCUAUUCUCCGACACGGAAGCUCCUCGUUUUCGACCAGAGAAUAUCCCAAGUGAACAAUUUGACAAGUAUGUAUUAAAUCAUGUCAGUAUUGCGCAAGAGACCAGUCCUUUCAUAUCCACAUUUCAAUCAGUUCUGGCUCCCAUCCAUAGGGCUCUCCGGGGAAUGGAGGGAGCAAGGGUCACAAUAAUUGACUCACAAAGGCUAACAACCCCUGUGUACUCUGCGAGAGACCUGGUGCACAAUAAUGCGAUUCAUAUCAGAGGCUACAGUGGGAUAGGGGAAUUUCUUAUCUGGCAUGAAGUAAGAAGCCCCGCGAUUGUAUGCUCAUUUAAGAUCACCACUCUUGUGCAAUUUGCACAAGAAAAUGAGGAGAUUAAUACUCUUCUGCAGCUCAAUAGAAUCGCUUCAUACAGGCGUGUUCGGGGCCGAUUGAGGACGGUCCUCUCAAGGGAAGAGGGUAGCAUGAACUUAAAUCAUCAUUCUGGCCAGGGCAUUGGGAGACUUCUACGAUUCAUCAAUAUACCCCAAGAAUACUACCAGACAGUUGGGGAGGGGAUUAUGAGAUCAUGGCAAUUACGAAAAAGGGGAUCAUGGCCAGAGUUUUUUGAGGGGAUGCAGCUUGGCUUCUUUUCUAUGUCUGCGCAAUGGCUCAGGCCUAUGAAGAUGGCUGCCACAUAUGCACGCGAAAAUGAACUUGCUCAAGAUAUUGAAGAUGAGCGCGACCUAUCAAUCAAUGAAGACGACGAAGAGGAGGAUGAUGAUUCCGAUAUUGAUACACCUUCUCCCGCCCCCAUGAGCCCCAUUGAUACACAAGAGCUUGAAGAGCUUGGAGACCUGAUCGUCGCAAAUGAAAGUCCAGAGUUUUCCGAGACAGAUAUACCUGAGUCGAAGGAUAAGUUUGCCUCGGAACGGGAACGCAUCAAGCGUCUUCUUCAGUGA
Molecule: messenger RNA, 1155 nt
Organism: Aspergillus clavatus NRRL 1
Lineage: Eukaryota; Fungi; Ascomycota; Eurotiomycetes; Eurotiales; Aspergillaceae
Exons: 2
Coding region: 1-1155 (384 amino acids)
Source: RefSeq, a predicted model, not a curated record